AUGCCCAUCGAAGUUCAUCAUUCACCUCCGCCGCUUCAUCACCCUAACUCGGGUAAUGUUCGACCAAAAGGUAUCCUCAAGAACCCUUCGUUCUCCUCCGCCAGCGGCCGACCAGCCUCGCCAACCAAGGAAUUCCACUUCGCACCGAGUACACCUCUUGACCCUCAAGAAGAGCGAGACUUGACCCUACAAAACACCCUUCAAAACGCCGGUGCCCGUCGUUCUUCCUCUGCUGCUGGCCGCAGUUCAGCCUCUCGACGUCAUUCUUCCGCUGUCGACCCCGACAAUGCCGAGGAGUCGGAGAAGAUGCGUUUGAAGUGGGAUGAAGCGAACCUUUAUCUGGCUGAACAAGAAUCUGGAGGUCGCAUGAAAAUCACCGAACCAAAAACUCCUUAUCAGUAUGGUGAUGCGAUGGAAGAAGUCGAGGACGAGGAAGAUGUGGCUAUUGACCCUCGUUUUGUCAACGUCGACGAAGUCGAGAUGGCUAAAACUCGAUCAGAGAAGAAACACCGUGCGAGCGAUAUCCCAGGUUUGGAACUGGGUGAGCCAGAAGAAGAGCUUGGUACAGGUCCCGGGCCCGAGGAUGACCGGAUCGUGCGAGCAGGUAGUCUGUCUAGAGAGAGUAGCAAAGAGAAACAUGUUAGUGUCAGCGAUGUUGGUGAUGCGAAUGGUCCCAACGAAGAAGUCGGCAUGCCUACACGGGAAGAACAAGAACAACACCGUCAAUUCGAAGAGCAUCGAAAGAAGCACUACGAAAUGAGGGAUAUCAAAGGCCUACUAGGCCACUCAGAAGAUAUGGAAGACGAUGAAGAUCCACCCUCUCCAACAUCCAUGCCUAGAGAGCUACCUCAGCGACCCAUCAACGGCUCUCGAUAG
This is a messenger RNA of Exophiala viscosa, 876 nucleotides long. RefSeq lists its product as uncharacterized. Gene Ontology annotation, molecular function: protein phosphatase inhibitor activity. NCBI's taxonomy places the organism in Eukaryota, Fungi, Ascomycota, Eurotiomycetes, Chaetothyriales, Herpotrichiellaceae. The record is from RefSeq and is a predicted model, not a curated record. Bases 1 to 876 code for a protein of 291 amino acids. Gene Ontology annotation, biological process: regulation of signal transduction. The transcript is spliced from 3 exons.